Molecule: messenger RNA, 2048 nt
Organism: Vitis riparia (riverbank grape)
Lineage: Eukaryota; Viridiplantae; Streptophyta; Magnoliopsida; Vitales; Vitaceae
Exons: 4
Coding region: 231-1790 (519 amino acids)
Source: RefSeq, a predicted model, not a curated record
GUCAGGACGGAGACGCGUGUCUUCAUAUCUCCGCCGCACACCCAUCUCCCCACCUCCUCAGUUCACCUCUCCAGUGGAUUCGGCCCUGCAAAGUUUCUGAUCCGAACAAUGGUCCUCAUGGGAUUCACUCAACCAAUCAAGAGGCGCUGUAACUGAGGCUGCUGUGUCCCGGUUGGCUAGCUAUUCAUAAGUAACCAAGCAGAAAGUGGAGGUAAUUUUCAUUUCCACAGAUGGAUGAUCCAGACAUGGAAUCAGAGAUUCAAGAUUACUCAUCAUCAGAUGGAGGUGACAAGAUGAAUUGGAUUCUGGACAAGGGAUUGAUGCUGGGGAAGAAAGCUCUGCUCACAGGUAUUGUGAUCUCAUCUGUACCCUUUGUUCUCCCUCCAUUAGUCGUUUUCUCGGCUCUUGGGCUGGCUUUCUCGGUCCCUUCUGGGCUUGCUGUUGCCACCUAUGCUUGUACUGAGAAGAUCAUGAGCAAGCUGCUCCCAAUGCCCAACCCCCCUCCCCUCGCUUUAGAGUAUGUGGAGGAAAUCUCUAGUGAUGAAAAAGAAGACGACAUGGGAUUUGGAGGAGAAAUUGAUAUGGGAAAGGAGGAAGACAAACUAAUGGAGGAUACAAAAAAAGGAGUUGAGGUGAGGAUUGAGUUUGUUGAUAAGGGUAAAGAAGAACAGAUUGAAGGGAAGGUUUUGGUGGAGCAGGAUGAUUUAGGACCAGAAAGCAUCCUGAAUGAUGAAGUGGCAGAACCAGUAAUACAACUGGGUGGGGAUCAGCUUGUGGAAGAAAGCAGUUAUGAGGAGGAUGUUGGUGAUGGCAUACCAAAAGAGGGUGAACAGCCAUUAGAGAACAUUGAUGUGGGAGUUGAAGAAAGCAGGGAUGGCAAGGUGCACAGAUUAGUGAUUGUAUUUGAGAAAAAUGAUAGCAAUGUUGAAGAAAUCAGGGAUGAACAUCCAGAAACUGAGAUACCCAGAGUUGUGGUCAAAGUUGAGAAAAUGGAUGAGAGUGUUGAAGAAGGGGAGACACUGAUUCAAGCAGCAACAAUGGCUGACAUCAUAGAUGAGAACAAACUUGCAGGUGAGACAACGGGAUUGCUUGAAAGAAUCAGGGAUGAAGGUAAAUCAGUGGAAGAGGCAGAGCAGCAGGGGAAAGGUAUAUCAGGAGGAAAUCUGGAUGAAAUGAGUGUUGAUAAUGUUGCAGAAGCCGAGAAACUGAUGAAUGAUGGAGUAGAAACAAUAGAUGUCAGAAGCAUUAAGGACGAGGAGCAGAGACAUAUUGUAUACAAGAAGACCAUGGUGGUAAUAGGAGGAAUGGAUGUCGAUAACAGUGUUACCGAAGAUUUAAGGAAGGAAAAUGUGAUUUCAUCAAAUGCAGAUGUAAGAGAAAUUGCAGAUGAAAGUGGGUUCGAUUUGUUCGAUGACAAGAAUGAAGCUGUUGAGCAGUACCCUCGUAGGGUAUGCGGUGUCCGCAUAGCUUCUGAGCAAUCUCCAGGAUUCAGAGGUGAAAAUGGCAGAGAUUUUAUACCCGAGUCCAAGGUUUUGUCAGAGAAAGACAUCACCGUGAAGUCCAAUGAGGAGCAGGUGCCGGAGAGCGAAGAGAAGAUAUGGGAACGGAUUCACGCAAUGCGGGCAAUAGUGGGAUACAAAGCCCCAACCAGCAGAACAUGCGUGGAGGAGCUGAAGGCACUGUACAUGUUCACGGGCGUGGAGCCACCUUCCUCAUUCAAGGACCCCUCUGAUCUGAUGGAAGUAAGCAGCAGGCUUCAGUUUCUGAUGUCCAUAGUUGGAGUGAAGUAGAACAACUUUGUUGGCCUUAUACUUUGUUUUCAGUAGUUGUUUUGUGGAGGAGAGUGUGUUCUUCCUAUGAUGGAUUUGGAUGCUAUUCUGUUAGAACACUCUUGUCUGGAGAUUCCUAGCUUUGUAGGAUGUGGGAAAGCCAUGGUGUGCUGCUGUUUGUGUGUUGGCUUAGGAGAAGCGCAGCGGCCAUUAUUUCGGCCACAAAUGAAAUACUACAAUGCAUUUGGUAGUAAUUCUAAAAAAAACGUUUUUAGUGUA